GGGCUCCAAUCCCACCAUGCCAUAUUUGACACCUGUGUCACUUUUGAAGAGGGCCAAGCUGCUGUGGGCUGUCUUUUCUUCCAGUUUGAAACUGACGCCUGCCGGGCAGAGAAGAGAAACGGGAUAAUGAGGGGACAUGUUCUAGAAGCAGCACGAACCCAUGCAGUCCCUGAGGACCAGCAGUGGUGACUAGGAUCUGUGAGCAUCACUGGAGAAGAUGCAGCUUUUUCCCCGCUCUCUGUCUUGUGGUUUAAAAGGCCAGGCUGAGGAUUUGGAAAAGGAGGUGCUGGCAUGGAUUGGGGGUAGGGAAUCUGGGCUCGGAGAAAGCCAGACACAGCAAAACUAUUCUGUCCCAGAGCUGCAGGGUCCACAGAUUCCAGCCCAAACCAGCCAAUGGGAGAAGGCCCUCUAAUCCCAGAGAACUAAAGAAUUCUCUUCAGUUAUCCACCUUCACUGCUGAACCCUACUCCUGACCUCCACCCCCACCCUUACCCCUGCCCCAUUCAGAGGAGCCUGGAGGCCCCCAGGAGCACAGUCUCAUACUCCAUGAAGUGAAUCCAGCUUGACUGGCCUUCCAAGCAGAGUUUGAAGAAUGUUCUAAUGGAAAUGUCAGCCAGGACUAUGAAGCCCAACUUUGACAUGAAGAGAAAGGCAGACUCCUCCAGUCCCCCUGUUCUUGGUCCCUUUCUCUCAGAGCCUCACACUAGCCCUGGCCCUACCCCCCCCAACCCCGCCUCACACCCAUGGCUCUGCUCACCUCCCAUUUGAGAAGGGAGGGGAAAAUGCAGUUGAUUUGCAUUUAGAAAAUGAUCAUGGGCCCGGCCCUCUGCAGCAGUGAAGGGGUUAAGAGGCUGGGCCAGCCACCUCAGCCUGCCCCUCCCAGGGAUUAAGAGUCCUCUAUAAAGGGGACUGUUCAUCCAGAUCGCGCCAGGGGGGUAUCAGGGACCCAGGCAUCGUGCCCAUCCCCCCUGCCAUGUGGGAACUGCGGUCAGCCUCCUUCUGGAGGGCCAUAUUUGCUGAGUUCUUUGCCACCCUCUUCUAUGUCUUCUUUGGGCUGGGGGCUUCACUGCGUUGGACCCCGGGACCACUUCAUGUCUUACAGGUGGCUCUGGCCUUUGGCCUGGCCCUGGCUACCCUGGUGCAGGCUGUGGGCCACAUCAGCGGAGCCCAUGUCAACCCCGCCGUCACUUUCGCCUUCCUCGUGGGCUCCCAGAUGUCUCUGUUCCGUGCCUUCUGCUACAUGGCAGCCCAGCUCCUGGGAGCAGUGGCUGGAGCCGCUGUUCUGUACAGUGUUACCCCGCCUGCCGUCCGAGGAAACCUAGCACUUAAUACGUUGCACCCUGGGGUGAGCGUGGGCCAGGCCACCAUAGUGGAGAUCUUCUUGACACUCCAGUUCGUGCUCUGCAUCUUUGCCACGUACGAUGAGAGGCGGAAUGGCCGCCUGGGCUCCGUGGCCCUGGCUGUUGGCUUCUCCCUCACCCUGGGGCACCUCUUUGGGAUGUAUUAUACCGGUGCAGGCAUGAACCCUGCCCGCUCCUUUGCUCCUGCCAUUCUUACCAGAAGCUUCACCAACCACUGGGUGUACUGGGUGGGCCCAAUCAUUGGCGCGGGCCUGGGCAGUCUCCUUUACGACUUUCUCCUCUUCCCCCGGCUCAAGAGUGUUUCUGAGAGACUGUCUAUUCUCAAGGGUGCCAGGCCCAGUGACUCCAAUGGACAACCAGAGGGCACAGGGGAACCUGUUGAACUGAAGACCCAGGCACUGUAAAAGCUCCAGCUGGAUCAGAAGGAGUAGGAAUCUUCUGGGUUUACAUGGAGGGGCCUGGAUGAAGAAAGAGACUGUGGGAGGGGCAUGUACUUCUUUAUUUUUAAAUUUAUGUGUGUGUGUUUUUUUGCCUUUUGCCGUGUGAAAUCUUUCAAGUUGCAUUCAUGAGCUGGUUGGUGCAAACUUCCCUUCCUCCCCA
Messenger RNA from Sus scrofa (pig), 1961 nucleotides. Lineage: Eukaryota; Metazoa; Chordata; Mammalia; Artiodactyla; Suidae. The record is from RefSeq and is a predicted model, not a curated record.